AUGCAGUCAGCGCAAGUCCGUCAGACACAGGGUGUAUGUACUUUAAAGGGAACGCGAGAAACAUCGUCCGACAAUGGCAAAUCAGGAUUGAGCAGACAAGAGUGGCUCAUGGCAGGCGGCUCUCGUGAAGCCUUUGACUGCGUUGACUCAUCUUGGUUGGUCCGGCGUGUUGUGUGUGGUUUCAGGCCCACCAGUGCGGGACCAGGAGCUGGUUCCGAAGGUGGCACCUCCGAAGAGGCUGCCGAAGUCGAUUCGGGGACGGACUGGUCCGCUGGAAUCGCAAAGGUGUCCACCAGGAUGUCGAAAUGCAGAGAAACGCCUGAUUUAGGUCCGGAUGGGUUGCUGCACUGCCGCCAUCGGGUCUGA
Messenger RNA from Dibothriocephalus latus, 366 nucleotides. NCBI's taxonomy places the organism in Eukaryota, Metazoa, Platyhelminthes, Cestoda, Diphyllobothriidea, Diphyllobothriidae. The record is from the annotation of a GenBank genome assembly.